CUCAAAGGGAGUAAAUAUGGCGACUUUCCGCUUAGAUGUUUUACAGUCUGUCACAUCCGUAUCACAGAAAAACUGUUUUACAGCAAACCAUGAGUUGGAUUAACUAGACUGACCAUCACAUUUACAUACUAAACAUAAACUGUAUCUCUGAAUGAAUCCAAAUGUGAAGGCACUCGGAAAACUAGAAGCCACGUAACAUCAUCGAAAUGUCAUUUCUUAGCAGUUUUCGUAAACUUUUUCGUUUAGGUGGGGAGGAUGCGAAGAAAAAAGAAGCUAAUAAAAACAUCAGACGGGACAUAGACCCUACACAGCUCUGGGAAGUUAUUGGGGAGCUCGGGGAUGGAGCAUUUGGGAAGGUUUACAAGGCCGUUAAUAAGGAGACGGGAAAGCUUGCGGCACUGAAGCAGGUUGAGAUCAAGAGUGAGGAAGACCUUGAGGACUUCACCGUGGAAAUCGACAUUCUGUCGGACUGUCGACACCACAAUGUUGUGUCGCUCUACGAAGCCUUUUACUGGGACUCCUACCUAUGGAUGUACUUGGAGUUUUGUGGAGGGGGCGCCUUGGACAGCAUCAUGGUGGACCUGGAGAAGCCCCUCACAGAGAAGAUGAUCCGCUACGUUUGUCACGAGAUGUGUGUGGCCAUGAAUUUCCUUCACAAGAGCCAUGUCAUACACAGAGAUAUCAAAGCUGGAAACGUCCUUCUUACGCUAGACGGAGAGGUCAAACUAGCUGAUUUUGGUGUAUCGGCCAAGAAUAAUCGAACUGCCCAGCGAAGAGACUCGUUCAUUGGGACUCCUUACUGGAUGGCCCCGGAGGUAAUCAUGUGCGAGACGCUGAAGGACAGUCCUUACAACACGCAGGCUGACAUUUGGUCUCUUGGUGUAACUCUGAUCGAGUUUGCCCAGAUGGAGCCUCCUAAUCAUGACAUGCACCCUAUGAGAGUCCUUAUCAAAAUACAGAAGUCAGACCCUCCUCAACUUUCCAAACCAUCGCGAUGGUCCAAAGACUUCAAGGAUUUUGUGAACAUGUGUUUGGUGAAGAGUCCAGAUCUGAGACCCACAGCUGAGGAACUGUUGAUGCAUCCAUUCAUCCGCGACUACACGGACAAAUCUGACCUUGUUGACCUCAUCCUGGAGGCUAAGGCAGAGGUCGUAGAAGUCAUUGAGGACUUGGGAGAGGAUGAGGACAUAAUGCAAAUGAAGAAACACAUGAGUGAUGCCUCGUCUAUAUCCGACCUUGAUAAUGUGUCUGUCAGCGGAGACAGCGACAAAAAAUCUCCGACUCCAGAACGUGUGGUGGUUCCAGGAAAGACCGUCAGUCCUGUAAAAGAUGAUGUCAAGCCAGACAUUACCCCAACAGUCAAUGACAUGUUAGAAGGUCUCAUCGAUGAAGUGAUUCGCUCUGUCGACACUCAACCAUCAGUGCCUAGCGUCGUUCUGGAUACUUUCAAUGACGUCAUCCAGGAAGCUCAUCAGGAGGCGGAGAAAAAAGACCAAGAAUCUCAAAAUGACCAACAAGAAGAUGCAGAAACGAGUUAUGAAAUAACUGAUAUUGAUGACGCUUUACAAGACGAGGAGGAAAAAGAACCAGAAAAGAAAAAAUCACCUGGGCACAAAAUGAUCAUUGACAUAUCUACCGGCAAAGCCAACAAUGUAGAAAUUAGAAAAGUUGCAGGAAAUGCAUCUUCAACAACACAAAAUACUAGUAAAGAGAAAGUAGAAAUAGAAAUUCAAGAGGUGAGGGUCACUCUAGGUGACGACGACAGUGCAGUUCAGACAAAUUUAGAUAGCAAUAAAGACGAUGCCUCAAUCACAAUUAAUGGCCAGCCAGUUCCGUCGGCAGGAAUGGUGGUCGGUAACGGUUUUGCCGUGCCUGUAAGCGAAAGUGGGAAUAAAGAAAUGGAAACAAGUGCUGUGAUCCCACAGACAGAUCUAGAUACAUUUGAAACCAAAAAUGUCAAAGAUUCCAAGAACCGUAAUAUAGCACAGGUUGAUGAUGACGCACGUUCAGACGCGGGUAGCGUAACCACAGUGGAUAGCAAUGAGGAUGUUCAUAGGACCACUACAACCCGACCUCCUAAGUCACAUAUACGAACAAGAGGGGACGCUAAAAGUCACUAUAGAACACUAACGAAGACUAGAAAGUACAUGCGAGACGGCGUGGAGGUGGUCAGUACCACUCAGACGGUCAUUGACACCGGGGAGCUAAACAAGAGACGAGAAGAGUUCAACUGCAGGAAGCAGGACCUGCGGGAGCUGAAGAUGCUCCAGAAGCAGGAGAAUAAACAGUACCAGGACUUGCUAUACAAGGCACAAUGUGCACGGGAGGGACAGGAGCGUCGCUUCGACACAGACAUGCAGAAAUUGGUGCAGAACUAUGACCAGGAUAUGGAGACUCUGACAAAACAACAGAAACAGCAGGUGGAGAGGGCAGAAACCACUCAACAGAUGGACAUGAAGUCCGCCGGCAAACGUAUCAAACUGGAACAGGAAAAGGAAUACAAAACUUUCAAGGAACAGCAGAAACAGGAGAUGAAGUUGCUGAAACAGGAACUAGACCUCAUGCCCAAGGACAAUAAAAAGGAGAGUGUGAGGAAGAGGAAGGACCAGAAAGAGAUUGAGCUGGCGGAAAAAGAGCGACAGUUCUUUGAGAACCAGCAGGAACGAAUGGAGAAGCACAUGAAACAGUUAUCAGAUACUCAUCGUCAGAAGGUGGCCCUCCUGGAGAGUCAGUUCCUUCAGCAGAAACAGCAGCUCCUCCGAUCACGGGAGUCAGUCAUCUGGGAGACAGAAAAACAGCAACUCCAUGAAAAACAUCAACUUGCUAAAAGUCAACUCAAAGACAUGUUCUUCCUGAAGCGCCACCAGAUGCUGACACGCCAUCAAAAGGAAGUGGAGCAGAUGAAACGGAGUAACACCACUAAGGAGGAGGAGAUGCAGAGUCGACACACACUCGAGAAGAAACGUCUCCCGAAAAUCUUAAAAAGCGAGGCCAAGACGCGUGCCAACAUGUUCAAACAGAGCUUACGCCUUAGCACCAUUGGGUCACCAGAAGACGACCGUGCAAAGAUGAAACAGUUUGAGGAGAAUGAGAAAAAGCGGAUGAAGGCAGAACAACAGCGGCAGGAACAGAAACACAAACGCCAGUGGGAGGAACUAGUGUUUAGGAAUGACACCAGUCUACGAGAACUGGAGGCCCUACAGGCGGAGAAAAGAAAGAUGUUGAUGGAACACGAGACACAGAAGAUCAAGGAGCUGGAUGAUCAGUAUGCUAACGAGCUCCGGGAGUGGAAGAACCAGCUCACACCUAGAAAACAGUCAACAAGUGGCAAGCAAACUGGAGGAGAGAAAUUGGAAGAAGAAUUCCAGAAACAGAGGGAGGAACAGGAGAAAUUUUAUGGCACUGUACUGAUAACGGGCAAUGAUGGUGUGUUGCAGUCUGCCCCACGGUCGCAGCCCAACAGUCUCCGUGGUAACAAAGAGGAUAGUGUGAAAUCGUCAAGACAUUCGACUGUGAUAUAAACGACGACGGGACUAGUGUGGUGUUGGACUCGUGAUGGGCUGGAACCACAAUUAAUUGUGUUCUUAGAAAUUCUUCGGACUUUCUGUCAGCAAGAGUGUGGAUUCAGGAAUCUGUUGAACGGAAUUGUUGAUUUAGAAAUUUGGUUUUUCUGACAUGAUAAGACAGACUUCUUUUUAGGAACAAUUAAGGAAUGAAAUUGAUCAUUUGAGAGAAUAUGGGAUUGUUCUUAGGAUCAAUUUCUGCAUUAAAGGAGAAGUUAUGUUUUGUCUUCGCAUGUCAUGACUUUUAUGUCUACAAAGUGAACCAGAAAAAGACUUAUGCACCAAGCUUUUUAUCUGUAGUGGAAUAUCAGUUAAAACUACAAAGCAAUUAAGUUUGUGUUUUGUCACUAGGGGACAACCACUGUGAGGUGCUGAGACUCAAAAGUAAACAAUGUUGUCAAGUGUUGUCUCCCUUAGUUAUCGGGAUUGUCUCCCUUUGUUUAUUAUUGUGUAUCAUUUAUGGGUUUGUUAGAGUUUGUACCGUACACUUGAUAUGUAGAUGUUUAUUUGUUUGGUUCUCAAAAUCUCUGUCUUUUACAAUCUUCACUCGAAGAAAAUACUGUGUUAGGAUUUUUGUGCUUUGGUUAUGUUAUGUGGCCAUCUUUUAUGUGAAUAUGUUAACAUGACUAACUGAGUUGAGAAAUUUAGAAAAAGUCUAUAUCACGUUAAUGGCGUUGCUCUGUUUUUUUAGCCCACCAUCAUAUUAGUAUUGAUCAGACUAUCUGAUAAAAUAUCUACAAGUUUCAUUCAUUGACUAGAUAUUGAAAAUUACUCUGAAACCAGAAAGAGUUUUUUCACAUGGUGUUUAUCAUCAAUAGAUUUUUAGGUCACCUUCCUUCUGAAGCCACAUCACGUAAUCCUUUAACAUUUGGCUUAUUUAAUUAAUAUAGGUGACAUGCUUGAAAAAUCUGUGUGUUUUAAAAAAAAUCUUUGCAUUCGUUGUCAAGUAUUUUUGGACAAAUAUAAGAAGAACCGUGAAACGAAAGUGCUAAAUCAGGCACCAACUUUAAAGAUAAAAUUGGAUUAAACAUAUACACAUAUUUCUAGGCCCCUAUUUUCAUUAUGCAAAAGCACAGUCCCUACCUUUAAGUAAAAAAAUCUCAAAUUUACCCAAUUCAAUUUAUAGAAUUUAAAGGAUAGUAUAUGUUCCGAGUAUUUUCUCUGUGUGAAAAUAAAUAAGUUAUAUCAGCUGCACUGUGAAGGGUCAUAAACAAAACAUCAUUUAAAAAAAAGCACAAAGAAAGGGGGAACAACUCUAUUCAAAGGUAGCACAAGAAAAGGGGAACAACUCAUUCAAAAGUAGCCUAGGAAGUUAUGAAGACGUAGAUAAUAUUGAUAUUUGCAAGAUCUGUGAUACAAUAGCUAUUUGUAUAUGUUUGUACGGGAUAGAUUUCUAAGUUAAUUCUUCAUCUCAGUCUAAUUUUUAGCAACCAUAGGCAUGUAAAAUGAAUCUGAAUUGAAAUUUUAUUUAUUUCAGAAAAAUAUCAAAAAUACUCGCCAUUCUAUGAUUAGAAAUUAACAAAAAACAGUAACCCUUAUGUAGUACACGUGUACUCUUUGUUACGUUUUGAUAUGUUCAUUGUCAGUGAACAGAAGGUUAGAAACGUAGAAAUAUAUGGAAUUGUGUUCGUAAUGAAAACAAAUAAGAAAAUUAUCAUGUGCUGUAAAUAAUUGAGAGCGGGAGACUGUACAGACAACAGCUCCGGAUAAUUAAAAGGGUUAUGUUAUCGUGAUCAUGUCACUGUGCUUAUUUUUUUGUGUUUUUUUUUUAACAAUCGAGGCUAUCGUGAUAAUUUACCAGUGCUGUUGCUGUGUGCAUACAAACAUAUAGGGGGGAAAUGCUUAUUGAAGUGAAAAUGAUGUGAUAAGUAUUUUGAUGAUUAUGUAAAUGUCUCUCUAGCUAAGAACUGCAUAUAUACUUGUACCCUUUACAUAUUUAUCACUGGAUGACGUAAACCUAACUAAUUACCAAUGCCGAAAAUCUGUUGUAAUUGCUCUGUUAUGAUUUUGAGCUAAUUUGUUGGGUGUUUGAUAAUAUAUUUUAUAUACGUACUCUUUGUUUUUUAACCUGAUGAUAGGGAUGGAGAUCACACAAUUCCAUUUACAGGAAUCGUGCACAUGAUGAAUUUGUUUUUGGAAAAAAUAUAUGCUUGGAAUAUAUACUGAAAAACUUCUUCUGCGAGUCAACAUUGCAGUUUUAUAUUUCGUUAUACAAACAAUAAAUAGAAACCUUUAUUCGGUAAUAAUUGUAUGUGUGAUUAGAUAAAGCUAGAAAUUAUUACAUUUGUAUUUAAUAGAUGAUGUGCAAAUAGGACUAGCCACCUGCUGAACAUUCCACGAUAACGAUAGAAUACAUGUUUAUUUUACUAACUGGACUGUUUAAUUGCUAUCCACUCAUUAGAAUAGAAACAAACAACAAACAGUAAGUAGUACACAGACAUUUUAUACUUAGAAAGACACAGGUGACUCAAAUAAUUCCGUGCUUUUCCUACAGAGAGCUUCAUAUAUGCAGACAUUACAAACCCGUUUUUAAUCAACCUUUUUGGUUUGAUGAAAAUUUGUUGGACAACUCAUGAAGUGUUUGUAUUUUUUUUUUAAACGAUGAUGUGCUAAAUGCACAAAAUCCUUGUAUUUGUUACCCUGAUUAUUGUGCUCAGUCUGUCCAAUCAUAAACUGACCAUAGACCCCUGAAGACACAUUUGAACUCUUCCAAUUCAAAAGUUGGAAUAGUUCUUUGUGAAAUUUCAGGGGUGAAUGAGUUAAAAUGUCCAUAUGUUGUUAUUCAUAUACAGUGCAACGUCAUAUUUAGGCCUCAAUAAUUCUGAGGAAGAAACGAAAUAAAAGUGCCAUAUAAUUAGGCCAAUUGUUGAUCCGAUAGUAAUUCCUGAAAGUUAUUUUAUUGCAAACAAUCUGCUCACACAAUUUUUCUUCAGAUAAAAUCAUUGUAAUUAUAAAGAGGUCCAUUUUGUGCCUAGGGUAAAGUCGUUCUUAUGCGUAAACAUUUUUAAGCAACAAUCUUCCAUUCUGAUUGACAAUUUUUAGCUCACCUGGCACAAAUUGCCUGCAAGCUUAAAAUAUUAUCUUAGGAACUAGAAAGUGAAGAGGCAUGAUAUUAAACAUCUUCUCGAUUGCGACAAGGCCCAGGCUAUACAGUUUCUUAAUAUAAAUGACAUUGACCUACUUUCUAGGUCACAGAAGUCCUUUUGUCAUAACUUGCAAAUGGUUGAGAUCUGCAUUCAAUAACCAUACAUGUGCUUGCUGGGCAUGAAGAGACAAACACAUUCAUGCUACCAAUAUUUGCUCAGGGGUCUGGUCCCAUCCCCAGGACGCCAUGAUCAUAACAUGGAAACACAAGAGAUUGAAUCUCAAAUUUGCCAUGAAGCAUUAUUGGUCCCUGGGAAUCAAAAGUUAAUGUAAAUCAAGAGUGUUUUCUUUCUUGCUGCUGAGCCCCCAAAAAAUGAUAAUACUUGCAAUAUUACUAUUAUUGAGAAUAUUUUUCCAUGAUUGCUUAAAUAUCCAUUUGAGCAAUAUAGACUCUCUAUGCUUCAUGUUCAUGGUCAUCUGUUAGAUUAAGAGUGUUUAAAUCUUGUCGUGCACAAUGAACACCCAUUUACAAUGGAAACCUGCACCCCAUUCACCCUAAAAUCACAUUUGAACGAUACCAAAUCAAAGUCCAGUUUAAAUAUAUAGGGGUGAAUGAGUUAAUAGCGCUAUAACAUUGGCAAAUUGGAAAGUGUUGGUUAUUUUGUGGAUAUAUUGCCCUGUACUUUCCAUUGAAAAUUCACCAAUACAAAAAAAAAAUGUGUACCUGCCAAUGCUAAGCACUUGUGUCCAGUACUUGAUGUUUAUACAGAUGUCGAUGGUACUUACAUAUCUAAGCUAUGUGUAGUGUAUGUAUAUAUAUCUAUCUCACCUUAUCAUCCUGUUCAAACCUGUGUCGGAUGUACUGCCUAUAGUCAUGCACAGAGUCAAAAUAUUGCGACAGUUUCUUAACUAAAUCAUGCACACGAUACACACAUAUGCCAUUUAAUGUAUUAAUGCAUUAUAACUAUUAUUAUUAUUAUUAUCACACUGAUUAUUAUCACACUUGAUUGUGAUGAAACGAUUAUUGAUAAAAAUGUACCAGUCUGAUAAAAUAAAUUUUAUUUCAAUGUC
Messenger RNA from Mizuhopecten yessoensis (Yesso scallop), 7718 nucleotides. Its product is annotated as serine/threonine-protein kinase 10-like. The record is from RefSeq and is a predicted model, not a curated record. Lineage: Eukaryota; Metazoa; Mollusca; Bivalvia; Pectinida; Pectinidae. Bases 207 to 3521 code for a protein of 1104 amino acids. The transcript has 21 exons. Gene Ontology annotation, biological process: protein phosphorylation. Gene Ontology annotation, molecular function: protein serine/threonine kinase activity; ATP binding.